Molecule: messenger RNA, 3651 nt
Organism: Acanthochromis polyacanthus (spiny chromis)
Lineage: Eukaryota; Metazoa; Chordata; Actinopteri; Pomacentridae
Product: zinc finger protein OZF-like
Exons: 2
Coding region: 104-1546 (480 amino acids)
Biological process (GO): regulation of transcription by RNA polymerase II
Cellular component (GO): nucleus
Molecular function (GO): DNA-binding transcription factor activity, RNA polymerase II-specific; RNA polymerase II cis-regulatory region sequence-specific DNA binding
Source: RefSeq, a predicted model, not a curated record
CACAGUGUGACACCGGGCGGAAGUAAACAAUGUAAAGGCGCCAGGCCAGCUGCGUUAGCUUUACUGAUAUGUGGACAGGGCUGGACGACGGCUGUGUUUUCAGAUGAAUAGUUCCGUGUUUAAAGUCACGAUGUCUUCACCUGAGUGUCUGACGGAGUAUAUUACCGAACAGGAAAAUAUCUGCGACGAAGAAAAAGUCUCAACCUGUGAACCAACGAGGGUCUGGAAACCUGUAGCAACGAUUCACACAACAGAGCUCCCACAGCAACAUGUCUAUAAGGAGGAGAACAUUUUUGGUGACCAGCAGCUUUGUAAACAGGAGGGGAGCUCCAGUCUCAACCAUGAAAACCCAGGUUGUCCGCAGAUUAAAGAGGAACAGGAGGAACUCCACACCAGUCUGGACCAGGCAAACUCGCCGCCUCUACAGAUUAAAGAGGAACAGGGGGAGCUUUUCACCUGUCUGGACCAAGUGAAGCCAGAGCCCUCACAGAUUAAAGAGAAACAAGAGGAACACUGCAGCAGUCUGGACCAGAUGGACCCAGAACCUCCACAGAUUAAAGAGGAACAGGAUAAGCUCUGUAGCGGUCAGAACGAGGACGACCCAGAGCAUCCACAGAUUAAAGAGGAACAGGAGGAACUCUGCAAUACUCAGGAGGGAGAGCUGCUUGUAGUAAAGCAAGAGACUGAUACCUUCAUGGAGGCUCCUAUGUAUGAGGAAAGUGACCACGGCGACAAUUCUCUCAUUUCAGACAGUCACUGUGAUGCAGACGUAGGGAAAAAGUCUGUAGAAUGUGAUGUCUGUGGAAAACCCUUUAAGAAUAAAUCCCAAAUGAACAGACAUCUUAGAAUCCACACAGGUGAAAAACCAUACACUUGCGAAACAUGCGGGAUGCGUUUCAGUUAUAGCACGACUCUGAAACUCCAUGUGAGAACUCACACAGGAGAGAAACCACAUUCUUGCACAGUAUGUGGGAAAAGUUUCAGCCAAAAUAGUAGUUUGACUGUCCACAUGAGAAUCCACACAGGUGAGAAGCCGUACCUUUGUAAGACCUGUGGUAACACAUUUACUGGCAUAUCGGCGUUUAAACGGCAUUUGGCUAUCCACACAGGUGAGAAGCCGCAUUAUUGUAAAACGUGUGGGAAAAGUUUCAGCAGAAGUAAUCAUUUGACUGACCACAUGAGAACUCACACUGGUGAGAAGCCGUAUUCUUGCAACAUUUGUACAAAAAGUUACAGUCGAAGUGCUCAUUUGACCGAGCACAUGAGAACCCACACAGGCGAGAAGCCUUUUUCAUGUGAAACGUGUGGAAAAGGUUUCAGAUUUAAGGAUAACUUGUUGGUCCAUAUGAGGCUCCACACGGGUGAGAAACCAUACGUUUGUAACACAUGUGGGAAAAGGUUUAGUGAUUUCUCAGCACUUAAGAGUCAUACAAAGCUGCACACAUGUGAGAAACCAUAUUCUUGCAAAACGUGUGGGAAGAAUUUUGGUCAUUGUAGUAAUUUGACUGUGCACAUGAGAACCCACACAGGUGAGAAGUCGUCUUGAGACAUUUGUAAGAAAAAUAAUCUGGGAACCAAGCUUGAACAUCGUUAAAGAUCUGGUUCAGGUUAAAAGUAGAUCUUUCAGAUUUAAAGGUGGAGUCAGAUUCUGGUCAGAGAUUAUUGAUAUUUAUAUAGUUAGCAUGUUUAGACAUCAUGAGUCAGAUUCUCUCACUGCUGCCUCUGAAAUGUUUAUACCUUAGAAUGGUGAUCGGAAUGUGGAUCGUUCCGAGCCACUGUUCCCUAUUUACAGAACCAGGACUGUGUAUGAAUACUUUUUUUUUUUCAGCUUGAUCAAACCUCACACUAGCGAGAUCUUUGUCUCGUCAUUAAGAAAAUGUUUUGUCAUAUUUAAGAGUCUACAAACUCAUUUUCUUUUGUGAAUGCAGGGUUCUUUCUCAACAUCAUGGUGCUACAAUGUCAAUAGAAAAAACAAGGAUACCGAAACAAUCGUUACAAAAACUGAAGAAUUUUAAUUCUGUUUAUUUUUUCAUUACCAAAUUUCACACACACCAGUUUCAAACACUAAUGUUUUGCCAUCAGCUUUAUGACUGUUGGAUUAUGUUGAUGUCAAAUAUGGGUCAUUCCGUAUGAAAUCAACCAAUUUUAAGAAAACUUCCCACCUGACCCUCUCAGAUUUUGCUAAGUUUUUACAUACAUUUAGUACAUUAUAUAUGAUGGGAAAAUCCAAAAUUUGAAUGCUUUAUUGUCAUUAGUUUCAAAGUUAUGGCCAUUUGAAGUAGGUAGGGGGUACUCUAUUUUUGCGGCCAAAAUUAAGACUUGAAAUUUUCGACCAUUUUCAGACUUCUAUAACUUCUGAACAACAAAAGAUAGAGAUCUGAAAUUUUCAGAAUCAUUUCACAGUGACAUAUAGUCCUCAAAAAUGUGAAAAUAUUUACUUUAUAUUUAUAAUUGCAUGUUACAGAGAAUGACAAAGUUGCGAUUUUAUCCAUCACGAACUUCUAAACUGCUACAUUUGGCCACCCAUUACACAAAAAGUAAUCAUCAUAUCCAUUAGAAAUUUUAUGUGGUAUAAUUUGGCUAUCUAAGGAUUGGAUCUGUAUAAAAUGAAAGUGCUAUGGUAUGUAAUGCAUGAAAUAUGAACAGCUAAAAAUCAAAAAUAUCUGUCUGACCUUCGGAUUCAAAGGUCAAUAUCAGCAUGUGGGAUAGGUGGUAUCAAAAAAUAAGACGUGAAAUUACAGGAAUUUCCCUAAAUUUUGACACAAAGCACAACUUGCUUCUAUAAACCCUUCUAUGUUUAAUGUUCAAACUAAAUAUAUUUAGGUUUUGAUAUUUUUGAUUUUUAGCUGUUCAUAUUUCACUAAUGCAAUAUGAACUAAGCUGUUCAUAUUGCACUAAUACCGCUCUGUUACAGUUCUGCAUUGAAAUUGGUUCUUAAAGUGUAAGUAUGUUAGUAUAAUUAAGAAAAUGGGGUAGUAAAAUUAAAGGUACUGAUUGCAAAAGAAAAGCAUCUCCUGUUACUGUCAAAAUAUAAUCUUGUGUCUUCUAUCGUCAGAAUAUUACAUCAGAAAGUCACUUUUGCACGUCUUCAUGUUUCUCUUGAAAUCACAAAUGAUUCUAUUGGACAGAUUCAUCACCAUCAGGUCUUUGAAACUUAAUUUUACUCACAAAACAUUAGAUAACAUUUUGGUUCAUUCUAUUUUUAGCUGUUUUGCCAUCAAAUUGUCCUUUGUUUUAGCUUAAAUUUUCAGAUUUGAUGGUAAAAAUCUCAGCCUGAUCUUUGACCUAGUACUUUUUCUGAGGUUUAAUUUGUCAUUGAGGUGAACAAACAUAAGACUUUGAGGAAAACGGGAGUGAUUCCAGCCAAGUCACAAGCAUUCUACUAACAAUCAACUUUCAUUUGAUGUUUGAGGUCAUCGAAUGACAGCAGCGAUCAACUCAGUGGAUGGUGAUAUGCUGAUGAAUUCUCUUAUGGCACUGAUGCUGCCCAUGCUGCAGGUGGUGGACAGGAAAUAAAAGUUGAUUGUGAGAAGAAUAGUUGUGACUUGCCAGGAGUUUUCUGUUACUUUAUGGUUUUGAAUAACCCUGUAUGACUUUGAUGUUUACAUAUGUGAUUCAUUUUUAUCCCCAUUAAUAAAAUCCUCUAAAUCA